AUGCAGAAAAAAGAGAAGGCUUUUCUCCAAGACCUGUCCGUGAUACUAUUCUCGAUGUUGUACCCGGUCACACUCCCGCGAAAUCUAGCGGAGUUUCGUACCCGAUAUCUCGGUCGCUUGGAUCGCAGCUUUGUGUUCCGUUAUCGUAUCAGCUGCAAGUCCAAACGCAAAUAUCCAGACGAGACUGCAAUCAAAGUCUCUUGUGGCGACACGUUUGCUGUUGUGAUAGCAGGAAGCAAUCCUUUUUUCGACGACCUGUGGAGCUGUCAGCUGUCUGACAGUAAUGUACUGACGUGCACCGAUCGCCGCUAUUCGCCUGAUUCCCUGAACUGA
Phytophthora infestans T30-4 is the source of this 333-nucleotide messenger RNA. RefSeq lists its product as uncharacterized. The transcript is spliced from 2 exons. The record is from RefSeq and is a predicted model, not a curated record. Bases 1 to 333 code for a protein of 110 amino acids. NCBI's taxonomy places the organism in Eukaryota, Oomycota, Peronosporomycetes, Peronosporales, Peronosporaceae.